Papaver somniferum (opium poppy) is the source of this 876-nucleotide messenger RNA. RefSeq lists its product as uncharacterized. Gene Ontology annotation, cellular component: nucleus. The record is from RefSeq and is a predicted model, not a curated record. The transcript has 4 exons. Bases 1 to 876 code for a protein of 291 amino acids. Gene Ontology annotation, biological process: regulation of cell cycle. NCBI's taxonomy places the organism in Eukaryota, Viridiplantae, Streptophyta, Magnoliopsida, Ranunculales, Papaveraceae.
AUGGGAAAAUCCGAGAAAGAAAACCUUACUACCAUUUUGCAUAAGCAUCUAGAAGAAAUGCAGCAGGCUUUCCAGGUUUUGGAAAGUAAACCUCGUUCAUCUCUUGAGAAAGUAGAUUGGGAGAAAAAACUUGAUAGAGUUGUGUUUAUGAGAUGCAGCUGGAUUGCAGAAGCACCAGACUGUGAAGAGUUGGAGGAGAACAUGAAGAUCCACUUUAGCAUGCUGCAAGAAUUUCUCUUGCUAGCACACAGGAGUAAGAUUGGAUCCGGUCCUACUCUUGCGGAUUUCAUCCAAGAAUCUGCAAAGCGCUUUGCUCAUAGCAUUUAUUCAUUUUUUAAGGAGGCUGUCUCCUGCUUUGGAACUCUUAAUGAAGAUCGUAAACUCUCGAUCCAACAGCUAGCAGAUUCUGUCAGGGAAGCAUGCGCAUUUCUCAAGAAAAUUCCUAGCACAAACCACGCAGCCAUUGCACGAGAAAUAACAAGGGUUGCAAAUUCCUUGGAGGGUUCAUUGCGUCAACUAAAAGAUUUGAAACCAGCUUCAUCUGAGAAUCCAACAAAUGAGAAUACUACUGAUGAAUUAACAACUGGUCUGAAUGAGAACUAUGAUGAUGAUGAUAAUGGAUCAUUUGAGGGUGGUGAGAUUGGAAAUGGCCUCUCACCUGAUGAGAUGAAAAUGGCAGUAUCGGGUGUAAUUGUUUUUUCUGACACACUAAUAGUAAUCAAGGAACUUGUCUGCGUCAUCACCGGAUUGGGUUGGCACUCAAAACCAGCCAACAAUGAUGUCAAACCUGUAAAGUUACCGGAGUUGUUAUUUGUACGCUGUCGUAAUAUCAAAGUGUGUUUGUACGAGCUUGGUGUAGAUUUAUACCCACCAUAA